GGACGUUAUGUACUAUCCACUGACCAAGUUUGGUCCAAAUCGUAGGGGCUCACCUGAUUCCGAAUCUUAGAUUAUAGAUUAGGAUUCACUUACAUCUAACUUGACGACCGGCAAAAGGCUGCUGAUUGAAUGACAACAGAACUGAGUCUGACUGAGAACAGAACAAUCAACAACUACCUACAUGUCAGAGUUUUGCAGUAAUAUUGAUAUGUAGAUAGGUACCUACCUACUAUUUGUCAACCUGACAUGGCAGAGUUAAAUCCACUAAGCAUAAUAUUAGUUGAAAAUGGAAGCAAGGGAGACAGGCUGCUGUUUCGAUACCCUUAUACAUGCAGCGAACCAACCAAAUCUACCACCAAAAGCUACCGUCAGAACCCGUAUGCGCUGGAUGUGACCGAAGACCUCUUUGCGAUACGGACUCGUCAUUCCUCGAACAUAAGCAACCACCGGCUGGUCGGAUUCACGGACAAGGUGCUGUCGAACCUGUGCGCCGUCCAGUCGCGCCUGGUCGGUCAGAAGUUCGAGGUGAAGGUGAACGACGUGCGGUUCGUCGGACACCCGAUCUCCAUCCAGGCCGACCACCGGCGAACCUCCAACGACGAGAACAAGUCCACAAUCCACCUGUUCCACAUCGUGUUCGCGCUCUGGGCCAAGGCGAACCACUCCGUGGUGAACUGCUACCACGACCUGAGUCGGCGCGUCGGCAUCGCCGUCUACCACGAGGAGAAGCGGUGCCGCUACAUCACCAAACAGGCCAAAAAGAUGCUAGCCGUGCACGACGACCACGCCUCCUCGCAGCACGACUCGCCCCGGGAGUCGCCCUUCGCCCAGGUGCUGGCCACCAGUCAGUUGGCGCGCGAACUGAAGGCCGUCUAUGAUGGGCUGGUACAGACGGGCACCGUGCACCUGAGCAUCGGCGGCUGGAUCGACGUCAGCUUCUGUCUGCCGCAGAAGAUUCACAAACUGCACCUGGAGGAGCGCACAGUGGAGCCGGAGGACAUCUACCGUUGCGUGCGUCUGCUGCAGCCGUUCCACACGCUGCUGCUGCUGGAGGAGCAGCGCCAGCUAGUGGCCUCGCUCAGCCCCGACUCGUCGCCCACGCUGCGCCGGCUGGUGCGCGUCGCCAACCCGGUGCGCAGUCUGCAGCACCUGGCCGCCGACGCCGACCUCACGCUGAGGCACGUGUUCGAGCUAACCAGCCAGCUGGUGUACUGGGCCAAGGCGACCAUUAUCUACCCGCUGUGUGAAAAGAACAUCUACGUCAUAUCGCCACACGCACCCACCAAACUGAACUCGAAGCUGGCGAGCGACUUUGCGGAGGAGUUUGGCCAGAACCUGCACCAGGUGUUGUCCGAGUACUCGAUGCCGUCGACGCUGAGUCAGAAGGUGACGCCGUUCUCUGCGCACCACCAGCUGCCCACCAAGGUGCAGGUGCUCGUGUGGCUGCUGCAGCGCCGGCUGCUCAUGCAGCUCCACUGCUACGUGUUCUUCACGCCGACCAUGCGGCUGCCGAGCGGCGGGCCGGCGCCGGGCAGCCGCCAGUCGACCCCCGACAGCCUGUCGGCCGCCGCCAACACCGCCUCCGACACCAGCUCCGUGGCGGACGGCGCGCCGCCCGUGAGCGCCCCCUCCCUGGACCAGCUGGCGGAGGCGCCGCUGGCCUCGCUCACCGACCCGGAGCGAGAGGCCGUCCUCAAGGUGCCCGCCGCCAAGGACCCCGACAAACUGCGGCUCUUCACUAGGCUGCUGCAAUACUUUAACGGGAUGCACCACCUGGAGGAGAUAAUGUACCGGGAGAACCUGCGCCGGUGGCAGAUUCACCAGGUACUGGAGGAGUUUGGUGACGUGCUCACCACGUGUCAGCGCUGCGACGAGAUGUCUGUCCACCACGACAGCCGCUGCGACUGAUAGCACGGACGGCGCUCGGCGCGUCAGUCUCAGCGGCCUCGUCGUAAUGGCUGUGGCAGUGACGGCUUGUCGCUGCUCGGUACCGGUGGUGAGAGUUCCACGUGGCACGGCGAUCGUCGACCGUAACUGCAGCGCAUAGGGACAGCUCAACGUGCUAGCGAGCGUCGUACGGUCGUUGUUGGAGCUCUCGACGCCUUGUGCAGGACAAUGUCCGUAUUCAAUGGGGAGAUCGCUCAGGUCCGGAAAGUCGCUUACGGGGUAAACUUUAGGAUUGUGAUGUAGCAUUGAAGGUGCAUGUGCUUUUGUUCCUGAUGUAUCGAUCCCUCCCACUGGUACCGAGGGUGUUGAGACAGAGUGUUAACGGCGCCGCAAUAUUGAAUUGGAUGAUCAUGCUGAGUAACUUGUAUGUUAACGAUGACACAUGGCUCGUGAUAAUUAUGACAUUUUAUACAUAUGUUUCUUGCACCGCG
Amphibalanus amphitrite is the source of this 2378-nucleotide messenger RNA. Its product is annotated as GATOR complex protein NPRL3-like. The coding region runs from base 247 to 1908 and encodes 553 amino acids. The transcript is spliced from 12 exons. Gene Ontology annotation, biological process: positive regulation of autophagy; cellular response to amino acid starvation; TORC1 signaling. The record is from RefSeq and is a predicted model, not a curated record. Gene Ontology annotation, cellular component: GATOR1 complex. Lineage: Eukaryota; Metazoa; Arthropoda; Thecostraca; Balanomorpha; Balanidae.